Molecule: messenger RNA, 4503 nt
Organism: Closterium sp. NIES-67
Lineage: Eukaryota; Viridiplantae; Streptophyta; Zygnematophyceae; Desmidiales; Closteriaceae
Source: the annotation of a GenBank genome assembly
AGCCGCUGCCUCCCCCGCAAGAAAAGCCCGCGUCUUACCUCCACCUGCGCUCCCACUCGCGCCUAUCCAAUCCAUCCUGCCCCCCGUGAGUAGUGGCGGGAGAAAAGCCGCCAAUACUCGCGGAUCUCCGCCGCAUUGCCCCCAUGCGCUCCCCCGCGUGCGUCAGCGACCCCCAGGAUGAGCCCCGCGCUUUACCCCGCUACGGCGCUGCCGCUCGUCCUCGCCCUCGCGCUGCUGUCUCCCUGCGCGUGCGGCGCUGCUGCCACGCCCGCGGAGGCCGAUGGGCGGCGAUCGUGCCCCGUCGCGUCUGAGUGCUCCCCACCCGCCGUGCUUCACGGUGACAGCGCGCCGCAUGAGGAGACUUAUGCGCCGAAUCAUUCCCCCCCAUCGAUCUCUUCCCCCCUCUCCCCUCCUCCGCUUACCUCCGCGCCUCCCGCCACCGCAUUCCGCCCCGCUGCGCACUCGUCUCCCUCUCCCUGUCCCCCUCAUCCUGUGGCCGGCCCAUCCGAGUCCCUCUACCACCUCCUGGCGCUCCCGCGCACGGCGUCGUGGGAGGACGUCCAGUCCGCGCACGACGCGUGUCUUGCCACCUGGUGGCGCGCUGCAGCCGCAGAGGCGCCGGAAGCCAGUCAGCGGCGAGCCGUGCAGCUGGAGCAAGCGUACCGGGUGCUGUCCAAUUCCAGACUGCGACGCCUGUACGACGUGUUGGGGGAAGAUGACGUGGCACACGCCGCCUAUGACGUGGCAUUGACGGGUGGUGGUGGCAAUGUCGGGCGGGCGGAUGAGGAGCGGACUCAUGGUGGCACAAGUGAGGGCAUGCACCCGGACUGGACGUGCUGUGAGUGGUUGGUUGAUCGCAGCAACGGCGGUGGCGCUGGCAGUGAGGGCAGCGGGCACAGUGGCAGGGAGGGGCAGGGCGAGAGUGAGCGGUCAGAGUGUGCACGCCAUCCCCACCACCACUCCCUGCCUGCCGUCUGCUGCUCCCCCUCUGCUGCGCACCAUCUCCCCCACUCCCUCCCUCUCGCCACCACCUGUGCUGCUCGCAUCUUCGACUCCCUGCUACCCCUCUCCCCCCACGCCACUCUCCUCCGCCCUUCGCCUGCGCCUCUCACAGCCACACACCCCUGGCUGCGCGCAUCCGUGCCCAUCACAGCACGCAACAUAGUGGACCGGGUGUUUGCCAGUGCGCACCCCUGGCUGCUGCUGCUGUUCUCGCGCUCCUCCCCGCGCUCCCUGGCGCUGCUGCCUGCGUGGUCCGCCCUGGCCGUGCAGCUCAAGGGCAUUGCGCGCCUGGGCCACGUCGAUGCAGGCGAGCACACGCAGGUUGCAUUGCGCCUGGCUGAAAGGACCUGCCUCGCAGCUAAGAGGCUCUUCGCUGCCGGCCUGCCCGAAGUUGUGGGGCGGCCAGCUGGGUGCCGCCACGUGGACUGCCUGGUGCGGCUGAGGAGACGAGCGGGCAGGAAGCGAUGGGUGGGAUGGGUGGCGGGCAGAGCGAGGGAGGAAGAAGAGGAGGACGAUGGUGAGGGAGACGAGGGAGGAGAGGGAGGCACGGAGGGGAGAGACGAGUUGUUGAUGGGUGAUGUGUGGGGAAAGGGCAAGGCUGAUGGCGGUGGUGGAACGGUCAGCAAGGAAAGCAGGGCGGCGAACGGAGCAUUGUCUGCAGACCCCCUAGCUCGUCUUCGCGAGUUUCUGAUUGCAUCAGGGGAGGUGCUGGGACAUGCAGAGGCAGCCAGGGAGAGCGACAGUGGUGCUGGGCGCACUGCUGGCACUGCUGCUGCUGCUGGUGUGCCGGAUGUAGGUGGCGAUGGUGGUGAGCGUGGGGAUGCGGACGAGAGCGGUGGUGAGGGCCGCAAGAGCAACGGUGCUCGUGCACCCACUGCCGCCCCAUCACCCACAACCCCCUCACCACCGUCGCACACUGCAAACCCCGAAGCCCCCACACAUUCAUCACCCUCUCUCCUCUCCCUCCUCCACCUCUCCCCCUCGUCCCCCUACCACCAUCUCAACGCUCCCCCUCCGCCCCUGCCCUCCCUGCGCCAGUUGCGCCGCUUUGCCUUCCUGUCCCUGCUGCGCGUGCCGCCCAUCCCCGUGGUGCCCCUGCCACACCUCCCCGCACGCUUCUUCCGCCUCGCCCCAGACCGCCAGGUGCGCUUUGUGCUGCUGCUGCCACCUGGGCGCCGUGCCGCAUCGCUGGAGGCGCGCUAUUGGGCGGGCAGUAGCGUGGGGCUCGUGGCGUGGGUGGCAGUGCCAUGGCAGGAGGGCGACGCGGCUGCGUGGCAGCGCUGGUGGCGCGUGCAGCGGGCGCCCGCGCUGGGCAUCUACCGCGACCCGGGGGUGGCGCCCAUGGUGGUGCAGGGCCCGCUCAACUCCACCGUCCUGCGCCACGCCCUGCAGCGCUUCGCCUCCUUCCUCCUGCCCCACCUCACCGCCUCCUCCGCUGCCCGCCUUGCCUGCGAUCCCUCCGCCCCCUCGGCCCCCCCGCCCUACUUCCUCACAGCGCUGCUCUCGCCUCCCAGGGAGGCUGGCCAUGGUGCCAGGGCUGGGAGCGACGGACAGGGAAGGGCAGCGGGGGCCUGGAGGGCCAAGAAGGAGAGGGCGAGAUGUGAGGCAGGGCGCGCUGCUGAGGGAGGGGGGGAUGGAAGGAGGAGGGUGGCGAGGGAGAGGGAGGGGCGCAUGCGCACGAGGUACUGUGUGGUGGUGGUGGGCACACCAUCGCCUGCUCUGCAUCGAGCCCGUGCCGCCCUCUUGGACAUACAGGAGGCCGUUGCCGUUGCCGUUGCCGCUGCUGCUGCCGCUGCUGAUGAUGGUGAUGAUGAAGAUGAUGGUGCUGCUGCUUGUGAUAUGGAUAAUAGUGAUGAUAGCGAUAAUUAUGGCAACGGUGGGGUUGAUGUGAAGGAUUCUGCCGUGGCAACAGCUGGCAGUGCUACAGAUGCUGCGUCUGCCACACCUGCUGCUGCCCUCCGUGCUGCACACGCCACGGAUUCAUUGACAUGCGCAGCUGCGACUGGUGGUGCUGCUGCACACACAACGGCAGGCAGAGGCGGUGGGGGCACAGUGGCAGCGGCAGCGGGGUUGCAGCAGGAGGCAGUAACGGCGGCAGCAGCGCAUGGAGGUGACGCAAGGAGCAUCCCACCGGCCCUGCUGGCAGCAGCAAGGGAGGGGCGGGUGGCCAUGGCGUGGCUGGAUGGGUCGGUGCAGGUGCAGUGGUGCGCGUACAUGCUGGGCUGGCACGGCGCGCAGUGGUGCCAGAAGCACGGGCGCCCCGCUGCUGUGGGCGCCUUCAUGACCCGCAUGCGCUGGGGGGGUGCGGGGGACAGGGGGCAGGGGAGGGGGAAAGGCGGGGAGAGGAGGGGGGAUCGGCGAGAAGAGGUGGUGAUAGGUGAUGGGGUGAGAGAUAGUAUAGGAUUGGACGAGGGGGGUGUGGAGGCAGGUGAUUGGGAUGAUGGGGAUGAUGUUGAUGAUGAAGAUGAUUAUGAGAGUGAGGGUGAGGACGGCAGUGAGCGGCAGCGUGGAAGCAGGCCAUGGGUGGUGGUGUCGGUGUAUGGUGGCGUGGUGGAUGGCAGCAACCGCACGGGCAUGGUGGAGUGGAUCAACCACGCGCUGCACACAGGGGACGCAGCCACGCCACAGCCCUCGCCACAGCAUGACAGCAAGCAGGGGAACACCCACGGGGACAGCAGUGGGGACAGCAGGAGAGCAAGUGGGAACGCAGCUAAAAACUUAUUGUUUGGUCUGGGUCCAUCCGUCCAGCCACCUCGACUGAUAGACGAAGAUGCCCCAGGCAUGCUCCAAUCCCUGCACCACCUUGCCCUCUCCUCGCUCUCCUCCCUGCACUCCUCCUCCACCGCCGCCCUCCACCGCUUCCUCUGCUCCUACCUCCUCCGCCCCUUGCUGCCUCUGCUGCCCGCUCACUGGCUCCAUGCGGCAGCAGCCGCUGCAGAAUUAGCGCGUGAGGUGGUAGGUGCUGCUGUGGCGGGCGGUGCAGCAGUGGCAGAGGGCGAUGGAGGCCUCCUGAGAACACUGGCUCUGGCCAUCGCGGCUAGGUACGCGCUCAAGAUGGUGCUGGCACACAGGCGGGCAGGGGGAAGGGGGGAUGGUGCGAGGGAUACGGCAGGGGGGAGAGAAGAGGGGAGUGGGAGGAAAAUGGUUGAAGGGAAGAAAGAAUGGCGACAGGCGAAGGAGCAACCGAGGGAGAAGGAAGGAGGGAUGUGGAGAGAGGUGAGAGGCGGGGAGGGGAGAAGAGAAGAGCGAAGAGGAGCAGGAGAGGAAGGUAAUGAGCCGGGUAGAAGGGUGGGUUGAGGUUGUGAGUUGUUGACGAGUUGACGCAUGGAGGUGGAAGGAGUGGGAGUGGAUGCUGCAUGUAUGUUGUCAGAAGAUGCAUGGCAGCAACGCAUGGGGAUUGCUGUGAAGCUAAAGCUGUAGUGUGAACUCUGAAUAUAUCAGUCAGAAACGUACCUCUGUGGAGUGAGGGUAGCUGCACAGGGCAUUGCUUCACUAUGCGUA